Messenger RNA from Tricharina praecox, 875 nucleotides. RefSeq lists its product as uncharacterized. NCBI's taxonomy places the organism in Eukaryota, Fungi, Ascomycota, Pezizomycetes, Pezizales, Pyronemataceae. Bases 64 to 576 code for a protein of 170 amino acids. The record is from RefSeq and is a predicted model, not a curated record. The transcript has a single exon.
CUCAGAGGGCACACGCAAGGAGUCGAACAGGAGUCGAACCACGGUAUCGUCAGAUAGCAUCAGAUGUUGUGUUGCACUGGAACUGGCACGUUCUGGUUUUGGUUGGUUGGGGACCUGGUUUGGUUCAGGUUUGGUUCAGGUUCGGGGUUAGGUUCAGAUUCAGGUUCAGGUUCAGGUUCAGGUUCAGGUUCAGGUUCAGUUCUGGUUCUGGUUCAGGCUCAGGUGCGGGUUUGGGUUCAUGUUUAUUUCUGGUUCGGGCAAUUUGUUUCUGUGGGGUUUCACUCCACGGUGCCAACUUCCCAAGUGUUUCGCUGCUUCCAGCCUUUGUUCCACUGCUUCCUUCACUGCUUCUUCCCUUGCGAGUCCCGGGCUCAGCCGUCUGGGCAGUGGCAAAGGCAGUGGACAUGCGCAGGAUACAGAUGCAUAUGCACAUGCAAAUGCAAAUGCCGUUCGUCACCAUGGUCCAUGGCUUCCGUCUGUAACCGUUUGUCUGUAACCGUUCGUUUGGGAGACUGUAACCGUGAGACCGUGAGACUGUGGACUGUGGAUGUCACGGUGUGGGGUGACACGAUGUAGUAGAUACCCGUGAGUCCACUCUGCGACUCUCACAAUGCUCCUGCUUUUGGGGAUUUGAUAUUCAGGGUCGAAUCUUGAAUGAGAUCACCACUGACCAGGCUCCGGCGGCGCACCGGGGAGCUGGGAGAAGCGUACGGCCUAUGCAGGUGUAGGUACUUGACUACCUACAGUACAUAUAUGCAUCCCCCCUCUCCAACCCACGAGCACGGUGGCUUCCAUGAACCUCGGCAGAUAUGCGGAAACUCCCCUCUACACGAGGACACGGGACAUCACUCAAGUCUCAACCUCUGCGCGGGCGG